AUGGAUUCAACAAUGCUGUUCCACAUUUUACUACCCUUUACGCUGUGUCACAUGAUUUACAAAGUCAUUCCUCAGCAUUGUGACAAUGGAGAAUACUCUAUAUUUGGCAAGAUGCUUAGAGGACACAUAUUUAAAACGAUAAAGGUAUCAACGCCCCAUGAAUGUCUUCAGGCGUGCAACAAUGACAUCAGAUGUCGAAGCUUUAAUUAUGUCAUCAUGAGAGACGUGUGUGAACUUAACAACCGGACCAAGGAAGCCAGGCCUGAAAAUUUUGUUCCUGACUACAAAAGAUACUAUUUUAAAAGAACUGCAAAAUCAGGCAAGUUUUUUUUAAUACGAUACGUCCUUGACGGCUUGGAAAUAGACUAAAACUAAACAAGAAAUUGGAAAGUACUAAGAAUGGGAAAGUAUGAAGUUUUUCUCUACAGGCCAAUGCGAGAAAAAAUCUCGUAUAGACGGAUACAUUUCACAAAAGUGGUUAAUUUUAAUGACCCAAACCCAGCCUUGAUGGCGUUGAGAAAUUGUGCCUUAGCAGAACAGGGUGUUCUGUCGCACUUUGUUAUAAUCAUCGCACUUUGUAAUACCUGUCGCAAUUUGUAAUAAAAUUGUCGCACUUUGAAGUACUAUACACUUGUCGCAUUUCAUAACAAACUUGAAAUGGAUGGUCGGAGGACAAGUAACAACAACAACAACAAAACAACAAUGACAAUACUACUACUACUACUACUACUACUACUACUACUACUACUACCACUACUACUACUACUACUACUACUACUACUACUACUACUACUACUACUACUACUACUACUACUACUACUACUACUACUACUACUACUACUACUACUACUACUACUACUACUACUACUACUACUACUACUACUACUACUACUACUACUACUACUACUACUACUACUACUACUACUACUACUACUACUACUACUACUACUACUACUACUACUACUACUACUACUACUACUACUACUACUACUACUACUACUGAACCAAUCCAAAUUCUAAUUAGACAAUAUAUGGAGAGAAACACCGAAGAUGUGAAUAUCUCCUUAGAAAACGCUAUGAAAAUUCUAACUGAGAGCUCCAAGCUAUGCCUAAAAAUUAAAGCUAAGAAAACUUAUAAGCGUAUUAAGAAAUCAUCCAACAAGAAAUGGUUCGACUGUGAAAGUCGCUUGAAAAGGCAUGAAUUACGAAAAGUCUCAAAUGAAAAGCACCGUGACCCCCUCAACUCCGAAGUGCGGGAAAGAUAUCACAAAACCUUGAAUGAUUACAAAAAGCUCCUAGACACAAAGAAGAGAGGAUUCCACAAAGAAAAAACAUUACAACUCGACGAACUAGCUUUAAAUCCUGACAAGGCGUCAUUUUGGAAUUGUUUAAAUUCGAUGAGCGACACUUUCAACGAAAAUGUUCCUGCCCCAAUCUCGGAAGAAUCAUGGCUUCACCAUUUCAAAUCUCUGCAUUCUAUUGACCCGACGAAUUCCACGCAUGAACAUGAAAUCCAUAGGGAACUAAAUUCUUUAGAACACGAAAAGGAACAGUUUAACCAUCUCGAUUAUGAGAUAACUGAGAGGGAAAUACGUCAAGCGGCGAAGAAAUUGAAAAAUAAGAAAUCACCAUUUGUUGACAAAAUACGAAAUGAAAUGAUCAAAGCAAGCCUCGAACCACUAAUGCCUGUCUAUGUCAAACUUUUUAACCUCAUUUUACAAUCCGGAAAAAUGCCAGAUGUUUGGUGUCAAGGCCUCAUAACCCCAAUUUACAAAUCUGGUGACAAGAGUGAUCCAACAAAUUACAGAGGCAUAUGUGUUUCUAGUUGCCUUGGAAAACUGUUCUGUUCUAUUUUAAAUCGAAGACUUCACUUGUAUUUUGAGGAAAAUAAGAUAUUACAUAAUUCCCAAAUUGGCUUUUUGCCUGAAAACCGCACUGCAGACCAUGUUUUCACUCUAAGGACCCUAAUAGAUAAAUAUGUGCAUUAUCACAAGGAAAAAGUCUACGCUUGUUUCGUAGAUUUCCGCAAAGCGUUUGACUCUGUUUGGCACGAAGGAUUGUUUUAUAAGCUGCUAAAAACGAAUAUAGGAGGAAACUUGUACAACCUCAUGAAAAGUCUUUAUUGCAACCCGACAUGUUCCAUCAAAAUCGGUGAAAACAAAACACAGCCUUUUUCAUAUUCCAGAGGUGUACGUCAAGGCUGUAUUUUAAGCCCUCUUUUAUUUAACCUCUAUUUAAACAAUCUACCACUUUUAUUCGAAAACACCUUAUCUGACCCAUUUGUUCUCCCAAAUGGGAAAAAAAUAAAUUCACUUUUGUACGCAGAUGAUUUAGUUAUUCUAUCAAGAUCGAAAACUGGAUUACAGAACUGUUUAAAUGCGCUUUCUUUGUAUUGUGACAAAUGGAAGCUAAAAAUUAAUCCCAAGAAAACAAAAAUUAUGAUAUUCCAGAAACGCCCCAAAAAAUCUAUUGACAUCAAAUUCAACAUAGGCAGUGAGUCAAUUGAAAUUGUCCAAGAAUACACUUAUUUAGGUACACGUUUAACUCCAACGGGAAACUUUACACUUGCACUCGAACACUUAAAAGAAAAGGCCCUUCACGCGUUUUCUAGUAUUCGGAAGCGGACAAUUCUUAACAAACUUAAUCCUAAUACUGCAUCCCAAAUUUUUGACACCAUGGUAUUCCCAAUCUUGAGUUACAACAGCGAGGUAUGGGGAAUGUACACCAAGCAAGAUUUUAAAAAAUGGGAUAGCUCCCCAAUAGAAAAAAAAUCCACCUCAAAUUCUGUAAACGUUACUUAGAGGUUAACAAUAAGGCCUCUAACAUAGCCUGCAGAGCUGAACUUGAUAGACUGCCGCUGCUUAUCCCGAUAAAUCAGAAAAUUAUGAAAUAUUUUGUUUACCUCAACAACAAAGAUAAUGACUCUAUAGUCAAACAGUCUUUCCUUAUGUCAAAGAAUCUACAUUCUAUGAAUAAUUCCGGAUAUUUUUCCAAUUUCAUAAACAUGCUUGAACAAUACAAUCUGACCAGUUUAGAUGCUGAAUCUCUAGAUAAUGAUAAAAUUAGACGAUAUACCACAGAAAUGAGAGAGAAAUAUCUAUCUUUUUGGCGGCACAGCCUCGAAAAUUCAAAAAAACUAGAAUUUUAUAAAACUUUUAAAGAUGAAUAUUCUACAUCUGAUUAUCUCUACCAGCUAAGACAUUAUGACGAACGACAGAAUUUUGUUAAAUUUAAAAUAAGUAAUCACAAACUUAUGAUUGAACAUGGUCGAUACCAAAUCGAUCAUUUGCCAAGAGAAAAUAGAUUAUGUCCUUUAUGUAACUCAAAUCAGGUAGAAGAUGAGAUUCAUUUCCUCUUUCAAUGUAACAAAUACUCAGUACAGAGACAGGCAUUUAUUAAUCAAAUCAAUCGAAUAAUACCUGACUUUGACAAGAAAUCAUCUCCAGAAAGCAUAAAACUGAUAAUGAAUUCGAAGGAACAUCAUGUAAAUAAGUUAGUUAUGAAGUUUGUCUCCUCCUGCAUGAAAAUACGUGAUUCAUUGUUAGUAAUGUAACCGAAUUUUUCUAGAUUGUUAUUAGUGCUGUUUUGUUUUUUUAUUUUGAUUGUCAUAUACAUGCUUUUGCAAUACUGUAAAGUGAUGCGGUCAUGCAAAUAAAGCAAUUUAUUACUACUACUACUACUACUACUACUACUACUACUACUACUACUACUACUACUACCACCACCACCACCACCACCACCACCACCACCACUACUACUACUACUACUACUACUACUACUACUACUACUACUACCACUACUACUACUACUACUACUACUACUACUACUACUACUACUACUACUACUACUACUACUACUACUACUACUACUACUACUACUACUACUACUACUACUACUACUAUACUACUACUACUACUACUACUACUACUACUACUACUACUACUACUACUACUACUACUACUACUACUACUACUACUACUACCACCACCACCACCACUACUACUACUACUACUACUACUACUACUACUACUACUACUACUACUACUACUACUACUACUACUACUGCUACUACUACUACUACUACUACUAAUAAUAAUAAUAAUAAUAAUAAUAGUAAUAGAAGUAAUAACAAUAGAUGAAAAUGAAGAUCACUUCGUGUUGCAGUGCAUUUAGAACACUGUAAUGAGGUCAGAAAUCAAGACCUCGCAGCAACUACAUUACAGUUUUUGCUUUGCAGUCCCACUCGGUUCUAUUCCUGAGAUACCUGCCGAAACUUGCAAAGAAAUCAAAGCCAGUGAACUUGGACAAGCAGUCAGUGGUGACUAUUGGUUUGAUUCGGUUCUACCCGGCCAGAUAAUUCUUCUUCCCUGUAAUAUGGAAACAGAAGGUCAGUGACUCUACGAGUCCGUAAAAGAUCGUCUCAGGGUUAUGUUCACAUUGUACCGAAUAGCUUUUUCGUGGCGACUCGAAAAGUCCUCCGGUAUAGCAUGAACAGCUACGACUCCAGGACACCGAACUGGAAAAAUUCGUCCACACGCAUCAAACAUCGCCAGAGCUGUUAGCCGAGAGGGUUUGGUUCUCUAAAUGUCAAUCCUCACUUUCAAUCCUUUCGUUCCAGUCGUCUUUCUACUUAUUUACUUCUGCUACUGUCCGAAGACCUGUUCACACUACACCAAAGUGUGCCACAGAACCAAUCACAUAUGUUAUGCUCCACUUCGCUCCGUUACCGAACUCGCGCUUAGAUCAAGUGACAUUCUAAUGUGUGAACAGAAGUCUUAUCGGGAAUGAUUUUCCUGCCGGCGCAAAAGCUGUUCAGUAUAGUACAGUGUGAACAUAACCUCAGAUGAAUGACGUGAUACCAGCCCAGUUUAAGUUGCUUUCGGUUUUAUCUAUUAAGUGGUAUAACCGUUUAUAUUCCUUAUAAUCUGACUGUGUGCCUGUUUCAGAUGCUGAUGAAUGCACCGCGCCAGCCGUCUGUGACGUCAUCAAUGGCAACUGUACCAAUACCGUUGGUUCCUAUUUUUGUUCCUGCAAAGUUGGUUUCACUGGAGAUGGUAGGACCUGUACUGGUAAGAUGAAUACAAAUACGGUUCUGCAAAAAUAAUCACAUUUCUCGCGUGUACCUAACUUGAAUAGAAAAACACUAGGCUAUUUCCGAGUUCCAAAAAUUCUCACUUUCACAACGAGGCUUAAUGCAAAACCUUUCUUGUAAAAAUACAUUUUAUUUGCAGAGGAAUAAAAAAUCUUCAUAUCAGUAGAUUCGCACUUAUCUUCACUUUGAAACAGAGGCUUGAAGCAGCUCUGAAAUUGUCUGUUGCACCGUUACUCACUCGUGCUGCACACUUUUAAACGUGCUUCGUUUAUCAAACAGAUACAACAAAAUGUAAAUGCUUAAAACAGUAGUUCCCUUUUCUCUCUUUUAUCUUGUUGACUUAUAUACCUUGAUAUCAAAGAGUGUGCCGACAUCUCGUAACUAAAGCCUUUUAAAAUGGUCCAAACCCAGCUUGAACUGCAAAAGUUAACAGCGGGUUCCCAACCAUGGCUUUUUCCAAAGGUCUUAGACUUCCCUUACUAGGCUAUCUACAAUGCCUUUAAGUUUCUAGAAUUGGGCUAUCCUAGGACGUCUUUAGACUUUUCGAAAUGUUAUAUGGUAUUUGAAAGAGUUUACAGAAAAAAGAUAUUUUUUGAUUUUCCUCUUAUUUUUUUGUCACUAUUUUCGAAGAAGAAAAUUGGGGUGGGGGCGGGGGGGAUGUCCUUUCUUAGGAAUAAUAGUCAAACAUGGAGAGCCAAUUGCUCAAAACCCAUUUUCCUCCCCGAAAAUCUUUCAAAAAUGGAACAGUCAUGUAGAAAUGUUUAGCUUUUGUCAAGCUUAAACAUCUCUAGGCAAUCUAUUUGCUUCCUCGAACAGAUAUUUCACAGGACACAGUUGGCUAGUGUUCCUGGAUAACGGUUCAGUCAUUGAGUUAGAAUGCGGUGGUUCGCUCAGUUACAUCGAGAAGUAUUGUUAAUCGUUCCUAGGGUCUCCUUAUCUUCUAUCCUUGGAGUAUACGCCACACUGGUAACAAGAAAAACAAGGGAUAGGAAAGUUUUACUAAAGAACACUGUCUCUUACAUUUGCUAUGUCCACAGAUGUCAACGAGUGCAGUGUUUCUCCUUCUGUAUGUCACGUCAAUGCCAAUUGUCAGAACAACGUAGGCUCUUAUGUUUGUUCUUGUAACACUGGAUUUGCUGGAGAUGGGAAAACAUGCACAGGUAAUAAGAUUGCACCAUUUAUAUUUGUUAUUGUUCCUUUGAUUCAACUUCCGUGUUUAACAAUAAACCAAAGUUGCCAAAAAUGCCAAAAUGCAUCUAAAUUUACAUAGUUCUAAUACGCUUUGAUAGGAAUUAUUUUUCUCACGAGAAUCAUAUUAAUCAUGGUGAACAGCCGCUGAAAAGGUAUUCUUUGCGUUUGAUUUUGCUCACAAUUGAACUAGGCCACAAGCGCCCCAAAAAACUGCAAUGGGCUUACCCCGAUAUAGCCUUGUUCCUGUUGGGUAAGGCUCUUUCUGCUUGCUUCAUUUUCUGGGUGGCGGCCAGGGGGAAGACUCCACUGGGUCGCUAUAUCAGGGUCCGGAAAGAAACUCCCGGGAUCCGGGAUUUGGCCAAAACACACUGCGGGAUUUGCCAAGGGGGCACGGAUGUGGGAUUGGGGAAGAUAACGAUUUUCGGGAUAGUAAUGAAAGAAGUUCUGGAUGCGGGAUUCCCGUGAAAAAGGAGCGGGAAUGCUGGAUCAGCGCUUCUAUUUCUAGAGUCUGCUGGCUAUGUGCUGAAAAAGUUAUCGCCCAAAGGAAAGGAACGUGCUACUGAGGAAGAGUGACUAUUGCUAAAUAUUUUCCGUUUUGAUCGAUAGAUGUCAACGAGUGUAGUGCCUCAGCUUCCGUUUGUAACGUCCCCAAUGCCAACUGUAAGAACAAUAUAGGGUCCUAUGUUUGUUCUUGUAGUGCUGGAUUUACUGGAGAUGGGAACACGUGUACAGGUAAGAUUGUACCGUUUACUUGUCUAACAACCGGAGUGGACCUAGGCCUGUAGUCUGAGAAAACAGCCGACAUUUCUUGACACUACCACAAGUUUUCAUGCACAAAAUGACGUCUGAGGAAUGAACAUGGAAAUUUCACACUAAUGACGUGUCACUACUUUGAUCUGGGCGGUGCUUCUGAUUGGUCUUGCCGCGAGGGAAAUAGGGGUUAGCCAAUCAGAAGCAUCACCCAGAUAUGGGUAGUAAAACAUGAUCAGUGUGGAAUUUCUACGCUCGUUCCCCAGACAUCAUUAUCGGCUGUUUUCUCAGGCCAGAGUAAGCCCAAAAAUGCCACAAAAUCAACAAAUGGCUCUGAUAGGAUCUUAUACCAACACAAAUUUCCAUUUUAAUCCAUAGAUAUAAAUGAGUGCAGUGCCUCACCUUCUGUUUGUGACGUCAAUGCCAACUGUCAGAACAAUGCUGGCUCUUAUACGUGUUCUUGUAAUGCCGGGUUUAUAGGAGAUGGAAAUACGUGCGAACAAGGUAUGUCGAUGUUACUGUCAUGGCACAUCACUGGUCCGGGGGCGGGUUUUGUUUAACGCUGAGUUAAGAUAACCCACGGUUAAAAAAGCAAAUUAAGUUGAAUUCUUUUGUCAACAAUUAAAUGAUUCGAUGCUCAAAAAAGAAUCGAGAAAAUUAUCCUGGAAAAAGCUUUUGAAAAGAAGGAAUUAGCCCUGGAUAAAAAUCUAAUCCUGGGUUGGCGCUAAUCGGUCUUCGAACAACUAGCUGGGCCCAGGGGAAAUAAUUUUCCUGCAAGAGCUGUCUCUUGUAAGCUGUGUGCGGUACACGUAUUUGCUAAACACACGGAAGUAGCAGUCUUUUCAGGCUUAGACGAGUCUUCAAAGCAAAACGUGAGCGAAAUCGUACACUAAGCGCCCUUCCUGUGAAUUAGUGCCCCUCUUCUAUUGACUCAAAAAAAUUAAAAAAAUAAAAAUAAACAAAUAAAUAACCCCGGCGCUAAUUCGAGCACAUUACUAAGGGAAAGACCGGAUUUGACCUUAGCUCACUGUUCCUCUUCAGAAUCAACUGUAUUGCGUUUUACUUGAAAAAAAUAACAAAUAACAAAUUAAAGUGAUUUAAAAGUAAGGAGAUUUAAUAUGUGGUCGAAAUUCUGCUGCAAGGUCUGGAAACUUGUAACAUACUUUGUUUUUGUUUUGUUUUGUUUGUUUAACUGUUUGUUUUCAUCGUCAGGAGUAUACGUUUCAUGCGGCAACCGGGAGUCAACUUCGCGUCUCGUUCAAAUAAUUCAAAUCUGAUUUAAUAAGAAACCCAACUGAUACUGAGGAGGCGAACCAGUUGGCUAUUUCACAAGCGUGGCCGAGGAUUUGAACUUGAAACAAGGAAAACAAAUCCAGUUAGCGGUCAGGGUGGGACUUGAACUCGCGGCCUCAAGAGCUGGCUGCACACAGCCGUUUUAGGGUCGUCAAGCCAUGCUCCUCCCCACUGGGGAGGAGCGUUUUCGACACUAAAAACAGGGUGUAAAGACCCUGGGGAGAGCCGGCUGCAGACUCCUAGGGCCAAUUUAAGGGUAAAUUUAAUAAAACUUUUAAAAGUGUACGCAUUGUUUUCGUGUCUAAAAAGCAAAAGCUACACUAAGACUUGUAAAUUACUCUUGUAAUAGUUUUAUUUAAUUCACACCUGAUGGUUGCCAUAAGUGACGGUGAGCUCAAUCUCGACGAUCUAACGGAAAGAUAGGGGCUGGGUUGUGAACAGUCUAAGUAGGGUAACACCCCCCUUUACUUACUUUUCUUCCUUGUCUUUCUUUCCUCCCGUUAGACACGAGUUCCUGUGCAGUGCGAAGAGCAAAUUCACAGACAACUGACGGAAUUUAUCAACUUCAAACAAGUUCUUCCUCAAUUCCGGUAAGUACGUUUCGGCUGAGUUUCAAGAUUAUUUCAGUUCGAUUUUUUUAUUAAAUAGGCAGUCGUUAAAAGGUAGCAGAAAGCAAUGUACAACCUGGCCUAUGAGACGGCUUCAUUCAGUUAAAAAUGUAAAAAAAAAAUUGACACUUCUGGCGUAAUGGAUGGUUAACUCGUUUGCCUCUUACAGUUUAUGAAGGUUAAGAGAAUAAAUUUUAUUAUAUAAACACCAAUGAAAUACCAAGUGAGCUUCCGCGCGAAAACUUGAUAUCUUCACAUGUGAAAAUAACAUGUUAUCUUCACAUGUGAAAAUAUCACCGUUGUUAUGGCUUCAUAAGAAACCUUUCAGACCAAAAUGGUUUGGUAUUUCAUUAGUGUUUAUAUAAUAAAUAGAACAUAACAUGGUCGCUUGGAGAUACAGAAUUUCUCUUCUCGUGUUGAAAAAAUAUUUCACUCGUUCGCUGCGCUCACUCGCGAAAUAUUUUUCAACACUGGAAAAGAAAUUUCGUAUCUCCACGCGGCCAUGUAAUAUCCUCUAUAUAUGUCUUCGUCGGAAGAAACUAGGGAGCUUUAGCAUCGACGACGGCAAGGGCAGCGAAAACGUCACUUUUAAAAUGAAUUCUCGUUUUUUCAAUCUUUGUCGCGUUUAUUCCAAUUUGCUGAAAAUGGCAAGUGUACGAGAAUUUCCCGGGAGUUGAUUUCUUGAGAACCGCACUCGCGUUUAGAGAGAGAAAAAGAGAUUCGUCGUCGCUUGUUUACGUCCUCCAUAAAACUUGCAAUUAGGCAUUUUCACGUCGUAGUCGUGCAAGGACGGUAAAGAAAUGUACAAAAAAGCGUGAUGCACGUGCAAAGUUUUCGUUUUUCGUAAUAAACUUUUGCUUUUUGGACGUCCUGUCCGUUCCCGUCGUCGUCACCGUUGCUAAAGCUCCCUUCUAUAAUUCGGGAAAUCGCGUAACUUGUGGUGAAUUCUGUUUCAGAACAUACGAAGGGUGGCCAUGGCCAGUAGCGCUGGAAUUUACCCACUGGAAUUUGUUAUUGCAAACGGCUAACUGCGUAUCCUACAAUACGCAAAAAUUGCCUUUUAUUGAAUCGGAACAAUGUAGAAGGUUUCAAUUAAACACGGAAAUAUCGGGCAAAUACGUACGGCCAACUCUCACUUAACGGACAACUCUAUACGAGGGACACCUCGUCAAAACGGACACCUAGAGUUGAUCCCCGUCUUUAGUUAUUUAGCUGUUUUUAUUUUUCUGGAUUUGACUCGCCAUUAGACGAGAAAUCAUCAGAAGCACUACCCAGAUCUGGUAAGUGCUCGGUGGGGGGGGGUUGACUACGCAUAUAAAUAAUCAGGUUAGUAUGAGUCUUUACCGCUUGUCUCCAGGCGAAAAUACCAUAUGACAAAUAAGAGGAAAGGGGAGCUUUAUAAAUAGUCUGCUAAGAAUCUGAGUCUAGCAAUUAUGCAAACUGUUUCACACAUUUUUUUUUAUUAAUAAGAUUAAUAUGUUGCUUCCAAGUCAAAUUGUUGUCGAUGAGCACUCCCAAGUCGCUCACAAAAACCUUGCGAUUAUUAUUUUUAUGUCACCCUUUUUAUAAAUAAAGAUAAAGGAUUUUAGGGGACUUUAUGAGAUUUUUUAGACGGAUGAAACCGGGAUCAUUUUUGGAGAUAUUUUAGGCCAUUUUUAAAAUUAUUUUUAUUGUAGCGUGUAGGGCCCGGCCACCACAUGGCUUCCAAACUCAGUCAACCGUAUAAUUUUACCUUCAGGUGUAUUGUGACAUGACGACUAAUGGAGAGGGCUGGACUCUGGUGGCCCGGUUCUCGAACGCCGACGCUGCAAACUGGAUGAAAGACUCUGGAGAAUGGUGGUAUGAUAAAAGUGUAGCUUAUGGACAUACCACUGUCCCCUCAAGCAACACUGACAUGAUCUCUCCAGCAUUCUGGCUUGUCAGCGGAACUCAUUUCAAGAUUACGCGCAGUGAUAACCCUCAAACCGCUUUGUUGAAGACCACAAGUAACUGCUUGGGCGGGCAGACAUUCAGAUCUAAGAUAACAAGCUAUGGUAACUUCAGAAACGGCCGAGUUUGGGCAAGCAACAAGUGUCUAGGAAAAUGUGCGGUCCAAUACGGCGGACAAUACCAAACGACUCAUGGCUUUACGAUGUCAACCUGCUCUGGGAGCGUCCAAAGCGCCAAUUAUAUCGGGUUCUGGUGCGACUACAGUAGUGGUGAUGGAGCUGUAAUGAUGAUUGGUGGCGGCGGAUCCGCUUGUUCACGUGCUGAUCACGGGAUUGGGGUAACAGAAGCUAACAGCGCUAACUUCGAUUUCAGUCCUGAGAGAGAUUUUGGCAAUGAUGGUGGUUCCGGGACCAGCGCCUACUCGUUAAACCUGUGGGUGCGCUGA
Molecule: messenger RNA, 11308 nt
Organism: Porites lobata
Lineage: Eukaryota; Metazoa; Cnidaria; Anthozoa; Scleractinia; Poritidae
Source: the annotation of a GenBank genome assembly